Messenger RNA from Chondrus crispus (carragheen), 1020 nucleotides. RefSeq lists its product as hypothetical. Gene Ontology annotation, cellular component: endomembrane system. Gene Ontology annotation, molecular function: GTPase activity. Gene Ontology annotation, biological process: intracellular protein transport. Lineage: Eukaryota; Rhodophyta; Florideophyceae; Gigartinales; Gigartinaceae. The transcript is spliced from 4 exons. Bases 79 to 909 code for a protein of 276 amino acids. The record is from RefSeq and is a predicted model, not a curated record.
UCCAUACUAUCGUUCAUCCUUCCGAAUUCAAUUAUGCCUCGCCGAAAACCUACUUUCUGACUCUUUCAGUGAGCCAACAUGGAACAGGCGAUCACCGUCCGACUGCUGGUAGUGGGGGAUGACAACGUCGGCAAAACGACUCUAGUACAAGCGCUCUGCGGCGCCUCAUCGCACUCAAUUGGCAAGACGACGGCGGGCUGUGCAGUGUCGGUCCGUCUAGCAAAUGACAGCAAGCACGUGGAAGAGUUCUACGACGUAGCAGGAGCUCCUCGGUACAGACACGGUCGUCAGGUUUUCUUCUCGCACAAGCGUUACGAUGGUGUGAUUUUUGUCUACGACGUAACCGACCGGAGCACUCGCUCUUCAAUAAGCUGUACGUGGGUCCCGGAGGUGAUGACGCAUCUGGGUGAUGUGGGUGCCAUCGAAGCUGGUGGGAGGGGCGAUGGCGAAGAGGCGCACGUGCGUAGCGCUGGCGUUAUCAACGAACUGCGUUUCUUGUGGAGGCAAGUGUUUUUUACGCACAGCCGCGUUUCUUCCGCGCAGGCUAUCAAGGAGGGUGUCAGGCUUUCAUGGAGACUCAUGCGUCUUUGGAUGAACGAGAUGGGGCUCUGGCCAGACUCGUCGCUCGAUGAGGAGGCGGAAAGGGUCUAUUUAGCUACGAGUUUGGUUCCUUGCGCGAUUGUCGGAAUGAAAAGCGAUCUUGUGGAUAGACCAGAAACGCGGGAUGGAGAAAUCCAGAAUCGCCCAAAGGGCGUACCCGAUGUCAGACUGUAUGCUAACAGCGUGGCGCACGAUGCCAAACUAUCCGCAUUCCUUCGACGAGUUGCUGAAUCUGCCAAACGGAAGGCGGCCACGCCCAUCAAGUCGAGCCGUCGGACAGCCUCUGGACAACUGCUUGGCUUUGCAUGACCAGUGUAUGCCCCUGGAACUAGGUUCUUUACAUAUUCACCUUUCCUCAUGUACAUAAAUGUGUCAGGGCGUUAGUAGUAAGCUUGCGAUGAGGCAGCGUGUAGUUGUCUA